This is a messenger RNA of Nicotiana tabacum (common tobacco), 741 nucleotides long. RefSeq names its product large ribosomal subunit protein bL34c. Gene Ontology annotation, molecular function: structural constituent of ribosome. Gene Ontology annotation, biological process: translation. Lineage: Eukaryota; Viridiplantae; Streptophyta; Magnoliopsida; Solanales; Solanaceae. The record is from RefSeq and is a predicted model, not a curated record. Gene Ontology annotation, cellular component: ribosome; mitochondrial large ribosomal subunit.
CCAAUGGACCCGUUAUCCUUCUCCGAUUCCCAGCUCUGCAGAUAAGGCGUUAAAACGGCCAUAAGUACCUUUGUAGAUAGAAUAACGAGGAGGGAGAGUUUGUCAAAGAGAGAAAGAAUGGCUUCUCUGUCAAUGGUUUGUUCAGGAAUAGGAAGGCAUGUGCCAUCAGCCUCACUUUCUCUACUCACUGGUUCUUCAAGAACGGGCUCCGUAUCCUUGAAAAUGGCACCUUGUGCUGCUAAGGCAUCAACUCGUUCUGGGUUGCUUCACUGCUCUUUUGUUCCUUCUUCUGCACUUUCAUCCCUAUCUGCUUCUUCUUCUUUCUCCGGUUCAUCACUUGGAUUUGGUUUCAAUUCCAACAUUGGAGUGAGCACCACAAAAAGGCGUGGGCUGGUGGUGAGGGCAAAGAAGUAUGCUCUUUGUCAAACUAAGAGGAAUAGAUCAAGGAAGUCAUUGGCUCGGACUCAUGGUUUUCGUAAGCGUAUGAGCACCACCAGCGGCAGAGCUGUUAUUAAGCGAAGACGUGCAAAGGGCCGAUGGGAACUCGCCCCAAAGUCUUCACCUAGAACUGGCAAACGAGCUUGAUAUUUACUGUUUUCACAUAAGUGAUUUUUGCUGGUAAUAUGUAAUCUCUUUCAGAAAUUUGCUUGCGACAGGUUUAGCUGUAAUUUUCAUUUGUAUUAUUCAAAGAACUAGCUAAUUUGCAUUUUUUCUAUUAUCCACUACUCAUUGAUCCUUUUA